UUUUCUACUACGUUUCUAUUAUUAAAAAAAAUAAAAUAAAACAGAAUGUCUAUUGCAAUUGAUUUAAAAAGUCAAAAAUAUGAUCGUCAACUAAGACUGUGGGCAACUACUGGACAGCAAGCUUUAGAAGGUGCCAAUAUUUGUUUGUUAAACGUCAACUCAACAAGUUGUGAAAUAAUUAAGAAUUUAGUAUUGCCAGGCGUUGGCCAUGUUACGAUUGUGGAUGAUGAGAAAAUAACAAAAGAUGACAUUCGCAGUAAUUUCUUUUUAGGGCCUGAUAGUACAGGUCUUUCAAAAGCUAAAUGUGCAGCAGAAUUGCUUCAAGAACUAAAUGAAGAUGUUGUAGUAGAUUAUGUCGAAAAGAGUCCUGUUCAAUUAAUAGAAAAUGAUAUUAGUUUCUUUGAACCUUUUACAAUGAUUAUUGCAGUUAACUUGUCUGACAAUUAUUUACCAACAAUAGCAUCCUUUUGCCAUCAUUUUAGUAAAAGCCUCAUUAUUGGCAAAAGUAAAGGACUCGUAGGCUUCUUUUCAAUACAAUCACCACAACAUAGAAUUAUCGAGACUCAUCCCGAGAAUACAACUGAUCUUCGUCUAAAUUGUCCUUUUAAACAACUAAGUGAAUAUGUUGAAAGAUAUGAUUUAGACAGUUUAGAUCAAACCGACCAUAGUCAAGUACCUUUUGUUGUCAUUCUUUUAAAAUAUGCUGAAAUUUGGAAAUCAGAACAUGAAGGACAACUUCCACAAAGCUAUCAACAAAGACAAGAAUUUAUUAAAAGACUUCGAGCUGAUAUGAGGACUCCCGAAGAAGAAAACUUUGAAGAAGCUAUCGCGAAUGUUUGGAGACUUGCACCUACAAAUAAUAUUUCAUCAGAACUCCGACAUAUAUUUGAAGAUCCGUGCUGUCAGAAUGUAAAUAGUAAUUCACCUUAUUUUUGGAUUUUAGCACGAACUGUACGUGAUUUUAUUGAUAAUGAGGGUCAAGGUCAAUUGCCUUUAUCAGGAAAAUUACCUGAUAUGAAAUCAGAUACUUGUAAUUAUAUUGCUUUACAAAAUGUGUAUCGUGAAAAGGCUUUAUCUGAUUUUAAUACAAUUAAAGAAAGAGUAAAAGACUUUCAUGUACAAAUUCCAGAUGAAACAAUCGAACUUUUCUGCAAAAAUGCCUCAAAUAUUCGUGUUAUUCAGUAUAAAUUAUUAUCUGAAAAUCAAUUAUCUCCAGAGAAAUUAAUCAACUUGUUUAAUAAUGAAGAAAACUUUUGUUACUAUUUUGUAUUCAAAGCAGCAGAUAGAUUCCAGUCAGAAUAUGGCUAUUUACCAGGUAUAAAUAGAAAACUUCUUUUCUUGACAUUUUUUCUUAACUUUAAACUAGAUUCAAUCGAAGAUUAUGAUAAACUGGAAGAACAAGCACAAUUAUUAAUGGAAGAGCUGGGCAUCAUGUCUAAGGAUAUAGAAGAAAGAAUAUUAAAAAGCGAUACAUUUGAUAAGGCUUUAGUAAACUAUUUACACUUUAGUAACUUGGAAACCCCGAAUUUGGCUUCUCUUAUAGGUGGCUUGGCAGCUCAGGAAGCGAUUAAAAUGAUAACUCAUCAAUAUAUACCUAUUAAUAACACUUGUGUAUUUAAUGGCAUUAGUUCUACAAGCAGUGUAUUUGAAUUAUAAGACAAAAAAUAAAAAAUCAAUUUUUUUUUUUUUUUUAAAUAAA
Messenger RNA from Cokeromyces recurvatus, 1699 nucleotides. RefSeq names its product NEDD8-activating enzyme E1 regulatory subunit-like protein. Lineage: Eukaryota; Fungi; Mucoromycota; Mucoromycetes; Mucorales; Mucoraceae. Gene Ontology annotation, cellular component: cytoplasm. The record is from RefSeq and is a predicted model, not a curated record. The transcript has 10 exons. Bases 46 to 1656 code for a protein of 536 amino acids. Gene Ontology annotation, molecular function: NEDD8 activating enzyme activity. Gene Ontology annotation, biological process: protein neddylation.